Sorghum bicolor (sorghum) is the source of this 1280-nucleotide messenger RNA. Its product is annotated as elastin. Bases 1 to 849 code for a protein of 282 amino acids. The transcript is spliced from 5 exons. NCBI's taxonomy places the organism in Eukaryota, Viridiplantae, Streptophyta, Magnoliopsida, Poales, Poaceae. The record is from RefSeq and is a predicted model, not a curated record. Gene Ontology annotation, cellular component: cytosol. Gene Ontology annotation, molecular function: zinc ion binding; cytidine deaminase activity.
AUGGCCGUGGGCCCGAGCGCUGAUGUGGGUGUCGUGGCUACGGGGGUGGUUGACGCGAGCGCAGGCACCACCGAUACGGACGCCAUGGUCGCCGCGGACGCCGUGGCCGCGGCUGUUGGGCCCGCCCCCAUGGCUGUAGGAGCUGUCGCCGCUGUGGUAGCAGGGCUGGGGAUGCCGCUAGACGCCGUCGUCGCAAACGACGCCCACUUGCACGUGCCUAGUGUCGGUGCGGGUCCCUUUAUCUUCCCCGCCCCGCCUCCUCCACCGCUCGCUUCCCACCUCAAUGCAGCGGGUCCCGCCGCCGCUCUUGUCGCUGCACGGGCCGCUGCCGCGGAGGGCCCGGCCCGUCUAGCACGUGUCCCGAUCUCGGGUCUUCGCGUGGGCGCCGUGGGACUGGGCGCCAGCGGCCGCGGCGGAUCGGGUCUUCACGUGGGCGCCGUGGGGCUGGGCGCCAGCGGCCGCGGCGGAUCGGGUCUUCGCGUGGGCGGCGUGGGCGCCGUGGGGCUGGGCGCCAGCGGCCGCGUCGGAUCGGGUCUUCGCGUGGGCGGCGUGGGGCUGGGCGCCAACGGCCGCGGUGUGGGCGGCGUGGGGCUGGGCGCCAGCGGCUGCGUCUCCGCCGCCGCCGCGGGGGAGUCCGCGCUGCGCGCCGUCGCCGUCUCCCACAUGCCCUACGGCCACUGCCGCCAGUUCCUCCAGGAGAUCCGCACCGCGGCGGGCAUCCAGCCAUGCCGAGCAAAAUUCGGUGGACAUCGGCCUCAGCGACGGCAGCUACGCGAGGGGUGCCGUGCCGAGCGGCGCAUCCACUGGGAGAAGCGCUUGGCAUUGGACGCGAGCCACGCACACAUUUAGCAUUUUUGAGUAGUAUAUUGUUCUUCCUAUUGUCAUCUGUCAUCACUGCCUUUUGUUCAAGAGAAAUGGUCUUUGCUCAUUGAUGUGCUUCAUUUUGGCUCGGAAAUUAAACAAACUACUAUUGUCGUGGAAUCUGGAUAACUAUUAGUGUCCCUGCAUGCUCUAAAUUACCUGCUGUUGCUCCACUCCAACGAUUGAAAAUCUUGCUUCAGGUCACGUGCUGCUGUUGCUCCACUCGAACGAUUGAAAAUCUUGCUUCAGGUUUGAAUUUUCCUAGGUUCUUUUUAACGUUUCAAUUCAACAGUGUAUUCCUUUAUAUAACAAGUAAACAACCUGUUAUGUGCUCAAAUUAGAUUUCGUGUUAUGUGCUCAAAUCAACCGUGUAUGCCUUUUGCUACUAUGUUACUGCUCAAAUUAGAUUUCCUACAUAA